GUGUGCCGUGCCAGUCGGCAGUGGACGGUGAGGCCCAGGAGGAGGGGGCCGAGUCCAGGAGGCUGAAGGGGGGCAGCGUACACCAGGCCGGGGACAUGAACCUCUGCUGGAACGAGAUCAAACGCAAGUCGCACAACAUCCGCGUGCGUAUAGAGGCCAUUUCCGACAACAGUGGGAAGCUGCAGGUCUCCCUGCAGGAGAUCAUCGAAUGGCUGACGGCGAAGGACGAGGAGCUGUCGGAGCAGCUGCCCAUAGGAGGCGACGUGGGGGCCGUGCAGCACCAGCGGGAGUUCCACCAGGCUUUCAUGGAGGAUGUCAAGUCUCGCGGGCCGUUCAUCUACUCAGUCUUGGAGUCUGCCCAGUCCUUCCUGGCUCAGCAUCCAUUCCAGGAACCGGAAGAGACCACGGCAGAAGGCAAAGAGGUGUCACCCCACCGGCGGAUCCUGAACGUAAGCCGCUCGGUGUGGAAGCAGGCCAACGUGACGAGCGACCUGUGGGCGAAGCUGAUGGCACGCUGUGUGGACCGACACAGACACAUGGAGAGGACUUUGGAGCAUCUCCUCCAGAUCCAGGCAGUGAUGGAGGAGCUCGCGAUGGCUCUUGAGCAGGCUGAAGGGGUGAGAGAUGCCUGGGAGCCCGUGGGAGACCUCUUCAUCGACUCCUUGCAGGACCACAUAGAUGCCACCAAGCUUUUUAAGCAGGAACUGACGCAGGUGAAGGAGGGAAUGAAGCACAUCAACGACCUGGCUCACCAGCUCGCUAUUUCCGAUGUCCAUUUAUCCAUGGAGAACGCUCGCGCCCUGGAGCACCUCAAUAACAGAUGGAAAGUGCUUCAGGGUUCCAUUGAGGAGAGGCUAAAGCAACUCCAGGACGCAAACCGAGAUUUUGGCCCUGGAUCACAGCACUUUCUAUCAAGUUCAGUCCAGAUACCAUGGGAGCGUGCCAUCUCCCCUAACAAAGUGCCAUAUUACAUCAAUCAUCAGGCACAGACCACAUGCUGGGACCACCCAAAGAUGACAGAACUGUACCAAGCACUUGCGGAUUUGAACAACAUCAAGUUCUCGGCGUACAGAACGGCCAUGAAGCUGCGGCGGGUUCAGAAGGCUCUGAGAUUGGAUUUAGUAGCACUGAGCAACCUCGCGGAGGUGUUUCGAGGACAGGAAUUCCAUGAAGCAGAUCACGUGAUGGACGUGGUGGAGAUCAUCCACGGCCUGACGGCGCUCUACGAGAAGCUGGAGGAGGAGAGGACCGUCCUGGUCAACAUUCCACUUUGCGUGGACAUGUGUCUCAACUGGCUGCUUAACGUCUACGACAGCGCUCGCAACGGCAAGAUGCGCAUGCUGAGCUUCAAGAUGGGCCUGGUGAGCUUGUGCAAUGCGGACGUCCAGGAGAAAUACAAAUACUUAUUCCGUCAAGUGUCCGGCACCGCAGGUUUGACGGACCAGCGUCACCUCAGCCUGCUGCUCCACGAGGCCAUCCAAAUCCCUCGCCAGUUGGGCGAAGUGGCCGCUUUUGGGGGCAGCAACGUGGAGCCCAGUGUCCACAGCUGCUUUCGUAUGGCCUCAGGAAAACCUGCCAUUGAGGUAUCUCAUUUCCUUGAGUGGAUGAGUCUGGAGCCCCAGUCCAUGGUUUGGCUGCCUGUGCUCCACCGGGUGACUGCUGCCGAGUCCACCAAUCACCAGGCCAAAUGUUACAUCUGCAAACAAUUUCCCAUCAAGGGCUUCAGGUAUCGCAGUUUAAAGCAGUUCAACGUGGACAUUUGCCAGACGUGUUUUCUAACCGGACGCACUAUGAAGGGCAAAAAGCUGCACUACCCCAUCAUGGAGUACUACACCCCAACGACUUCGGGAGAGAAGAUGAGGGACUUUGCCAAGACUCUGAAGAACAAGUUCAGAUCAAAGCAAUACUUCACCAAGCACCCGCAGAGAGGUUACCUGCCCGUUCAGUCUGUGCUGGAGGCUGACAGCGCUGAGACGCUGUGCUCGUCCCCUAAACUGCCCCACGCAGACACGCACAGCAGGAUCGAGCAUUAUGCCAGCAGAUUGGCGGAGAUGGAAAACCAAAAUUGUUCCUUCUUCACGGACAGCCUUUCUCCUGAUGAAAGUCUCCCUGCCCUGGACCAGGACUCCCCCUGUGGGCAGCACAUGUUGCUGGCCCACUUGGAGCACCAGGACAAGGAGCAACUCCAGUGCACCCUGGCCCGCUUGGAGAAUGAAAACAGGGUGCUUCAGAGCGAGUACAGGCGCCUCAAGUGGAAACACGAGGAGGCGGCGUCGCUGCCCAUGCUGACCGAAGCCGGCGAGGGUGGCCCGGACUCGCCGGUCGCGGUCGACCAGCAGGACGAGGAGCUCCUGGCCGAGGCGCGGGUCCUCCGGCAGCACAAGACGCGCCUGGAGACCCGCAUGCAGAUCUUAGAGGACCACAACAAGCAGCUGGAGUCGCAGCUGCGCAGGCUCAGAGAGCUUCUUCUUCAGCCCAAAGAAGAUUCAGAGGCCAACGGUUCAGAACCGUCGACCUUGUCCUCGCCAGUGUCUGGAGGGGGGCUCCAUGGGGGGGCGGUCAGCAGAGACACCACUGACACGGAAGCAGCAGGCGACGACAUGGAGCACGAGCAGGACACUGUGCUGCAGCUCCAGGAGGUCAUCGAGCAGCUGAGGAACGUUUUCCCCUCCGAACCAGGCCCCACAUCGCACAUCUGAACCCAGCCUAAAAGGACGCCCAUGCGGCCCUGAGGCUGCACGAGUUCCGCCCGACCCGGUUCAGGUCACGUACGUCGGCCACCGUGACUGCAGCUAAACCUUUAACUGGAACUUGUGCGCUCACAAGCCUUUUUAUCAUGCAAACUGCAUAAGGCUGUUGGACUCGAGCGGCGUUGGCGAGGCUCCUCGGUGGCCCGCGGCCCGACACCGUGUCCGCCGGCCAAAGGUAAACGAGCAUCAGGGAGAUACCCAAGUGAAGGUUGACGUGUGUGUGUGUGUUGUUUGAAUGUGUGACGCUUUAUAACCAGUGGUUCUCAAACUGGGGUCCUCGGACCGCAGGGGUCUGCGCACCGUAGUUUGGGGGUCUGCAAAAAGAAUUUGCAAUAGAUUAUUAUGUGGUAUCAUUUAAAAAAGUGCUCUGAUAAGAUUGGGACAUGCGUGGAUAGUUUUUUUUGUUUGUUUAUUUGUUUUUUUUCAAUCAAAGCACAGUAAAAGAUGUUAUCACAAGAAUAAAGUUGUAUUUUUUCCAGAAUAUAUUCCAAUUUUUAGAGGAAUAAAGGCGUAUUUUCAAAAUAAAAGGCGGAAUAUUACGAGAACAAAGUUGAAAUUCACUUGACGUUCUUCCCUUGUUAAACUGCCUUUAACAUAAGAAUGUGUAGUAAUGUGUGUUGUGUAGAGAGAUGUUAUGCGGAUGUAAUUAGUUUGAUCGUACUAUUAGAACUACAUUUCCCAAGAUCCUUUUGAUAGUCAUUUUGAUAUCCUCUGUCAUUUUGAUAUCCUCUGUCACGCAAAUACACAGUCUACACCUGCUAGGAAUUAGAUGUAAGGUGAACGCAAAUGCGAAAUUUGAAGAAAUUGCAAUUAAAAGACGCACAAACUGAAAAGCGGACAUCCUGUCUUCUCCCUUUAUUGCCAACAAGUGUGGAAUGGUUACAAACGUAUUUGUUCUUGUAAAGAUUUGGACUUUUUUUUUUCUUUUGUGAGACUGCAAUAAAGUUGCAGUCUCGCAAAAAUAUGACUUUAUUGUCCUACCCAUUUAGACUUUUUUCUUCUUGAGAAAAAUAAGGGGUUUUUUUCUCAUAAGGAU
Phycodurus eques (leafy seadragon) is the source of this 3786-nucleotide messenger RNA. RefSeq names its product dystrophin related protein 2 (gene drp2). Gene Ontology annotation, cellular component: plasma membrane. Gene Ontology annotation, biological process: synaptic signaling. The coding region runs from base 96 to 2699 and encodes 867 amino acids. The record is from RefSeq and is a predicted model, not a curated record. Lineage: Eukaryota; Metazoa; Chordata; Actinopteri; Syngnathiformes; Syngnathidae. Gene Ontology annotation, molecular function: protein binding; zinc ion binding. The transcript is spliced from 23 exons.